GUUGCCAGGUGUGCGGAGCUCGUCUGGAGCUCGUUUGGCUUUGUGUCAUGACUGAAGAAGGCUACCUUUUUUGUUCUGUACUCGUCAACGUCCGAUAAAUAUCGAUGAUAAACAUAGCUGCCAAGAUCAUAAAGUGGUAACAACAAGACAUUCUGCCUCAAGCUCGUAUCACACCAUUGCCACUUGCUUGUGAUGUCACUUCCCUGUCACAGAGUGUGAUGGCUUGUGCCAGGAUGGUGAAGCAUCUCGGGCUGCCAUUGCUGCUCCUGCUGCUGGCAUUAGCUGCAGAAUGCAACAGCAUGUCUCCACCAGAAAAACCAGACAAACUUGGCUGCAGGUCCCCCGACAAGGAGACUUUUUUCUGCUGGUGGACCCCAGGCUCUGAUGGAGGGCUGCCCACUGUGCAUCACCUCUACUAUAAGACAGAAGGUCAGGAGAAUAUGCGUCAGUGUCCGGACUACCACAAAGCUGGAAGUAACUCCUGUUUCUUUAGCAAGACCUCUAUCUGGGUCGAGUACACUGUGAUUGUGGAGGCCUCCAAUGCCCUGGGGAAUACUUCUUCAGACCCCCUUACUUUUGACUUGAUGAACAUUGUGAAGCCCUUUGCACCUGAAAAUGUUACAGUGGUGGUCAACAUAGAGGACAGUCCACAUCUCACCAUCCAAUGGCAUACACCGUCUAACAUAGACACAAAGUCAGGAUGGGUCACUCUGAAGAAUCAACUGAGAGUCAAACCAGACAAGAGCAAAAUAUGGAAGAAUUACGCGUCAGAAACACAAACACAUUUCACCAUUUACAGCAUUGAUCUUGGGGUGGUGUACAUGGUUGAAGUGCGCUGUGCAAUAGACAAUAGCUGGAGUGAGUGGAGCAACACUACCUUUGUCAAAGUCCCUAACUUUUCUCGCAAGGACAAUUCCUUUUGGAUAAUGGUUUUCAGCCUCUGUCUAAUUCCAUUGCUUGUGGCAAUGAUUAUCUUGAUCCUGAAGAGAAAAACUGUGAAGAAGUAUAUUCUGCCCCCUGUCCCUAGUCCAAAGAUAAGAGGAGUUGAUGUUCAACUUCUCAAGAGCGGCCAAUCUGAAGAUGUCAUUAAUGCCAUGCUUCUCAACCAGAGAUUUCCUGUUAUGAUACCCUGGAAGGACCAGAAAGAGGAUUACCUGAUCGUGUCUGAUAAAGAAACCUCGUAUUUGCCGUUGGAGAAAAAGAAAAUAUUCAUUCUGCCACUUGCCAUGACAUUAGACUCAGAAGUCCAAUCUAAGGAGACAAGCGAAGUGGAUCACUUUCCAAAAGACAGCGAGUCUUCCUCAGAGGAGAGUUCAGAUAAGACAGAGUCGUCGCAGCUUCUUACUAAAUGCUCAAGUGCAAACGUUUUAAAUGAUGAGAAGGCAAAUCAGCUAAAAGGUGUCACUGAGAAGAUCUUCCAACCCUUUGGAAUCAGUGGUUACGUGGAUAUUCCGAGACAUGAGCACAUGCAGGAAGCAGACUACAGCAGAGUGAACGAGGUAAAUGGUGACAAUAUUUUAAUCAUGAAGAAAGAAAAUGUUCCCCAUACUCUGGACACACAGGGACAAGAAGGCAGUGUGCCUGACAACUACAGCAUGGUGAAAGAAGUGAAUAGUGACAACAUGGUUUUCCUGGAGAAACACAGUGAGUCAGUUAACGCUUCUUUUAAGGCUAAAGGCUACAUAGACUGGGUCAAUCAGAAGCCAAAAAAUCUUCAUAUGACUGGGCACAGUGAAAUGGGAGUGUGCCCACAACUAGUUGGUUGUGAAUAUGUAGAUACUGUCCCUCCACCAGCUGUAAUCUAAAACUUUUUAUCAUAUAAAAAUGCUAUUAUAAGGUGACAGCAGACAUUCAUCAUUACUUACUGUUGAAUCAAAGCUGUGAAUAGUCUAUAUUUUUGCUGUUCUCGUUGGAUGUACGGUUGGUACAGACAUUCGUAAAAACCAUAAAAUGUACCAUCUCUGGUCCAGAGUAGAAUUUUUUUUGAUAGCUAUGGGAUGGAUUGCUGUUAAAUGUGCCACAGACACUCAAGGCCUUGGGCUACUGAGUAUAAAUUAUACUCGCACCAACAGCAGGUAAAAGUUUGUCCUUUUUCAGCAGAACAGUUUGACAUGUGCUCAUUGGAUUUGCACAUUUUGUCCAGACAUCCAUGAGAAUGAUAGUGCUCUGUUUCAUCUCGAGUUAUCUGGGGGCUGACUUUUUUUGUUUUGAGUAACAUCCAGUGAAUGGAUUCUUGUGAAAUUUUCUGCAGAUAUUAAAAAUACACCAAUGCUUUGGUGAUGCCCGAGUUUUCAACCAGAUUUGGCUAUUUGGUUAUACUGUGGUUUACCAAUUAAUACCUGCAAAAGCCUCAGGUGUAAUUCGUGUUUAGUAGUAAUUAGUAUUGCCAAAGUUAUGCUGAACUAGAUCGAGACUAUACCAGCUAAACAUCAAAUCCCUGCUUUUAGUGUCUGAGUACAGCAUGACUGAAUUGCUUUUAAGUCAACUCUUAUAUUACAUUAGCCAUGUCAAGCUUUCAAAACAUUAUUAGUAGAAUGCUUAAUUUGUGGUAUAGCUAAGUAAAGUAACCCACGUUUAAUCAUUUAAGGCUUGUUGGCAAAGAGACGGUUGCUUGAUGGCUUUACAGUUACUGUUUUCCUUUUUUGUUUUUGUUUUUUUUUGUUUGCCUCUGGCAGGUAAAUUGUGGUCUGUUUCAUGAUCAAGAAUGUACACAAAAAAGAGCAUAUCCAGGUUUCUAAAGUCAUUACAACACAAUAUUACUGGCACAUUUGUAUUUAUUUUUUUAAAGUGGUGGCAUACUGUGCUGUAACUGACAAGCAAAUCUGCAUAUGAACCUGUGCCUAGUCUAAUCAAGUGAUUAUUUUACAAGAUAUGGUAUCAUUAAAAAAGCUUCAGACUUAAAGAAUAGAUUUUUGUGUUUUACUGAUGUAAAUUUAUAAUUAGAUUUUUAAAAUGCAUCUUGUAACAUAAUACAAGGACUUCCAGAUAGGUAAU
Messenger RNA from Neolamprologus brichardi, 2994 nucleotides. RefSeq names its product prolactin receptor b (gene prlrb). Gene Ontology annotation, cellular component: external side of plasma membrane. Lineage: Eukaryota; Metazoa; Chordata; Actinopteri; Cichliformes; Cichlidae. Gene Ontology annotation, molecular function: protein binding; cytokine receptor activity. The record is from RefSeq and is a predicted model, not a curated record. Gene Ontology annotation, biological process: cytokine-mediated signaling pathway.